Pundamilia nyererei is the source of this 2551-nucleotide messenger RNA. RefSeq names its product platelet-derived growth factor receptor beta-like. The record is from RefSeq and is a predicted model, not a curated record. Gene Ontology annotation, cellular component: signaling receptor complex; plasma membrane. The transcript is spliced from 21 exons. Gene Ontology annotation, biological process: positive regulation of smooth muscle cell migration; angiogenesis; cell surface receptor protein tyrosine kinase signaling pathway. Gene Ontology annotation, molecular function: platelet-derived growth factor beta-receptor activity; ATP binding; platelet-derived growth factor binding. NCBI's taxonomy places the organism in Eukaryota, Metazoa, Chordata, Actinopteri, Cichliformes, Cichlidae.
AAGAAGAGAAGGAAAAGGAGCAGCUUCAGAAGUUUGUUGCUGAACAGAUCAGUGAUGGAGGGAAGCUUGUGCAGCAAUCAUGAGGCUGAAGGCUAGUGAGGGGGCGGAACUUCCAGCGUGCAGGAGCUCCUCACAUCCUCUGCAUCACCAAAGAAAAGUCAGAGUCCCCGCUGCGGGGUUGGCAGCCAUGAUGGCAUCCAUCAGGGGAACAGGAAAUAUCAGCCUGUUGGGGUUUCUCUUGGGUGUAUUCCUGGUUCAUCCUGAAGGGGCAGUUUCUCUGGAGCUGCUGCCAUCCGCCUCUGAAGUUCUGGUCCCCUCUAACUCCAAUUACACAGUGGAGUGUUUGGGGUGGAGUGAGGUGAAGUGGCAUUUUCCUCAGGACCCGCCAGUAGAUGGAGUCCUCUUGGACAAUCGAGGCUCCAUGAGCAUCCUGCAUCUCUUUAACAUCACAUGGAGGAAUUCUGGGAGAUACACCUGUGAGGAGCCAUCAUCUGAUCAGAGCAGAAAUGUUGAUGUCUUUAUACCUGGACAAGGUCCUGAUGAAUGGUUUGUCCCAUUGGAUCUGGGUGUGGUGAUGAAGGAGGGAGAGGAAGGCACAAUUCCCUGCAUGGUGUCCAACCCGAACCUCAAUGUCUCGCUGUACGAGCGCCCCAGCAGGAGGCUGAUAAGCGGGAUGACAUAUGAGCCGGGGCGUGGCUUCACGGGUCACCUCAAUGACACAUCAUACAUGUGCAUCGCCACAAACGGAGCUGAGGAGAAGGAGUCGCAGACGUACUACGUCUUCAGCAUUAUAGUCCCAAAGGUAAUGGAAGUGGACCUGACGGUGUCCAGCAGUGUGCUGAAGCAGGGCGAGGUCCUCACAGUAAACUGCACAGUUAGAGACACAGAGAUGGUGUUCUUCUCCUGGGGCUUCCCCCGCAGACAGGAAAUUGAGCCGCUGACGGACUUCUUGCCCAAUCAGAUCCGCUCCUUUGUUAACAUCACUGCAGCAACAGUGGCAGAUUCAGGUGUUUAUAGCUGCACGGUGCAGGAGACAACACAGGGACAAACUGUGAUGAAAAAUAUCACAAUAACAGUGCUGGACCGAGGUUAUGUUUACCUGUGGCCCUUAGGUGAGACCAAUGUGUCAUCUCUUCUCCAUCACACGCUGGAAUUAAGUGUAGAUAUUGACGCCCACCCCGCCCCCACCAUCAUCUGGACGAGACAGAACCAAUCUGUUGCCACAGAAACCACUACUAUCAACACCACACACCUGUCAGACAGCCGGUAUGUGAGCACACUGACGCUGGUGCGCGUGCAGAUGGAUCAGACAGGAAGUUACACCGCAACUAUUUCCAAUGAUGACGACAUCAGAGAGGCUACAUUCAACCUGGAGGUACAAGGUGAGCCACAUGUAACGAGUGUAUUUUGUGAGCUGAGGAGUAACAUUAUCACAUGACCUCAGGCUCCGCCUCCUAGCAGACCAUGGUGAUCCUGUCCUUUAACCUACUGCAGAUGCAAUCAUUUGAAUGGCGAGUGGAGGAGCCAAUCAAAAGACUCAGAGGGCAUGACGCUACAGGAGAACAUUACUAUGGUGGCAGAGAGAGGUGUCACCCAGGUACACAGCAUGCUGACCCUCCAGACUCUCAGCUCUCUGUCGGCCGUUCGCUGUGAAGCCACAAACUCGGUGGGCAGACAAGCGAAGGACCUGCGAGUCAUCUCCAGCUCUCUCCUGUCUCAGGUGGUGGUCUUAGCAGUAGUCCUGGUGUUGGUCAUCAUUGCUGUCAUCUUCCUCAUCAUCCUCAUCAUCUUAUGGAGGAAAAAACCUCAUUAUGAAGUUCGUUGGAAGGUGAUCGAGUCUGUGAGUCCUGAUGGACAGCAGUACACCUACCUCGACCCCGCCCAGCUGCCCUACAGCCCAACCUGGGAAAUAGACAGAGACCAUGUAGUUCUUGGACAGGUGCUGGGUUCAGGGGCUUUCGGACGUGUUGUUGAGGCAACCAUCUCUGGUCUGAUUAAUUCUCAUUCUACAAAGGCGGCCGUGAAGAUGGUCAAACCGAGAAGUGAUGCAGUUCAGUCUCUGAUGUCAGAGUUGAAGGUUUUGGUUCAUCUCGGUCCUCACCUGAAUGUUGUCAACCUGCUGGGAGCCUGCACGAGAGGAGGUCCCGUCUAUCUGAUCACUGAGUUCUGUUGUCAUGGAGACCUGGUGAACUACCUGCAGAGGAACAAACAUACCUUUCUACAUGGAGACACACAGACCAAGAGUGACAAUGAUGGAGGUUACAUAGACAUGAACAAAGAGGAGAACGCUCAGUACGUUGCCAUGAAGGAGCUCAGCUACGCCGACAUCGAACCCGCCGUAUACGAGACACCGUACACGCCUGCAGACCAGCAGGAGGCAUCAUCGCUGCUCCUCAGUGACAGUCCUCUCCUCAGCCUCAAUGAUCUCAUCAGCUUCUCUUACCAGAUUGUUCAGGCUAUGGACUUCCUAUCAUCUAGAAAGGUACUAACACUCAUAAACGCAAAUUGUUCAGUAUGUACCUGUCACAUGACCAUAGGUGAUGGGGCCUGA